AUGAGGAGCGGUUCCAGAAACGAGCCCAGCAAUGAGAUGACCCUUGACCUUGCGGGGAACAACAAGCUGCUGACGGACACGCGGCUGGAGGACAGGGACAUGGUGCCGCUGUGUCAGACGUUAGCGAACAGCACGUAUGUCUCACGCCUCGACCUCAGGUACAACAACAUCACUGAUGAGGGAGCAAAACACCUGGGGAAACUUAUAGAGGUGUCUGUUUCCCUCCGUUUUCUCAAUGUGAUGUGUAACGAUAUAGGACCAGAUGGUGCUGAACACAUUGCCAGGGGGCUUCAUACCAAUGAGACGCUGACAGAGUUGAAAGUGAACGGAAACAAGAUCGGGAACAAAGGAGGAAUGAUGUUUGCCUCGGCCCUGCAGAUCAACACUGGGGUGGAACAGCUGGACCUGGGGGAUGCUGAUCUGGGCACAGAGAGUGUGAUUGCGCUGGCCACCAUUCUCCACUACAACAAGUUUCUUAAAGCCCUGAAUGUCAACCGUCCGCUACUCUUCACCCACCAGGAAGAGACGACAGUCCACAUGGCGAACAUGCUGAAGGUCAACACCACCCUGCGGGAGAUUCACCUGCAGAAGUACGACAUGCGAGACUUCGGAGCUGAGAGACUGGUGGAGACGCUACAGGAGAACAUCGCACUGUCUUACUUAGACCUCAGCUGUAACAGAAUAACCCGAGACGGUGCCAAACACCUGUCCAAGCUGCUGAAGAAGAACACACCUCUGCAGGUGCUGGACCUCGGCUUCAACAGGAUCGAAGAUGAUGGGGCUAUCUACCUGAGCGAGGCACUCAAACACUUCAACACGAACCUACACACACUCGUGCUUACCCACAACUGUAUCCGUGGUAACGGGCUCGUCGCUGUUGCGGACGCCAUGAAGACCAACAGCACACUGUACAGUGUGUUCAUCUGGGGAAACGAGCUGGAGGAAUCUGCAUGUGUGGCCUUUAAUGACCUGAUUGAGUCUGCCCGCCUGGACACAGAACAGACAGAUGUCCAGCCUUACGUAGUGGACGGGCGAGUCUACCUGUCCGAACUGUCCCACGGCAUCAGGAGGCACUACUACUGGACACCCAGUUACGGGCCGGACGUCGAGAAGAAGAAAGAUGAUCUCUUACUGUGAUAUCUUCUCAACAACGUCUUGCACACAUUAGCUAGGGGUGUCAGUCAGUUGAUCAUGGGUUUGAUGUGGAGAAAAAAUGAAAUGAUCUUCUCAUGUAAUUUCUUUCCAAUAACACUGUAUCAUUCUACAUUACAAAGCUAUGGGCCCAAUACAUUGUACGAUAACCUAACAGUCUUUUGUUGUGAACUAUAGAAAAUUUUCUUCACAACAGCCUGUAUGUGAAAUAAGGGAAUACAUUUUUUGACAAGUUUGUGUGUCUUAAUAUGAGCAGUAUGUGUAUAAUUGUACUAAAACCUACAUCAUAAGGGGAUAUGUUGUGAAGCCUUCUCAUUGAUAUUUAUGCACAUAAUUUGGGUAAAAACAUGAAAAACAGAAUAAUAUCGGUAGAGACAUUCUACUUCAUGUGGAAUUGUUGGCACAGUGUACGUGUUCACAGAGUUAAGCAGUUUUUCCUGUAGAACUGAAUCAGUGCAUGUUAAACCAAUUUGGACUUUUGUAAAUAUUGCGAGUUUAUUUCAGAGAAAGAAUAUACUAGUAGAUUUGUAUAUAAGUCAAACAACCUUUCAUACUGUAUUAUACUGUAUGAAUCAAAUAUCGAUUUAGGAGAUAUUUAUGUCAUGGUAACGUUACAUGUAUGCAGAUUUUCAGUGCCUUAAAAGAGAAAUACUGCAGAAUGAGUUUUAUCCAGAGUCUUCUAUUAUAAAGAAUGGAUGUGAGAUGUAAAUAACUUUUUGUGCCUUCUAUGCAUACGAAAAUAAAACGUGUUUCACCAUCA
This is a messenger RNA of Branchiostoma floridae (Florida lancelet), 1912 nucleotides long. Its product is annotated as leucine-rich repeat-containing protein 34-like. The record is from RefSeq and is a predicted model, not a curated record. NCBI's taxonomy places the organism in Eukaryota, Metazoa, Chordata, Leptocardii, Amphioxiformes, Branchiostomatidae. Bases 1 to 1137 code for a protein of 378 amino acids. The transcript is spliced from 9 exons. Gene Ontology annotation, molecular function: protein binding.